AUGUAUGUGGCUCAGAGGACUCCGUCGACCGUAGAUUUCAGGGGAAACGGACCUACGGACAUGGAUUGGUUCGAACAGCUACCGAAGGGAUGGCAACGGGAGCGCCAAGAAAAUUUCAAUAAGAUCACAACCGGUAGUCCCACUUCGGUUGAUAUGGUCUCUGAUAGUUGGACAUCGACCCUGCGAGAAAUGCCCGAGCUUUUCGGCGGUGCGACAGGGGACGAGUCAUCUGAAGAUCAUGCCCUAAAAAUUCAACUUCAAGAUAUGAAGAAGAUGGAAUCUCUGCGCCUACGGAUUGAGAACGUUGUCAAAGACAAAAAGACAGCUGAAGCAUUGAAGCCGUGGUAUAACCUUUACUGUAAACGGCCUUGUUUCCAUGACGAGUACUUGGAGGCUUUCAACAAACCCAAUGUCGAGCUCAUUGACUCUGCGGGAGCAGGUGUCGAAGCAGUCACAGAACGUGGCAUCAUUGUUCAAGGAAAGGAAUAUCCUGUCGACUGUAUCAUCUAUGCAACAGGUUACGAAUGGGGUGGAAACUACGAUGCGGGUAACUCCAAGAUUAACAUUGAGGGCCGUAAUGGACAGACUCUUGUCGAAAAGUUCAAGGACGGUCCACUCCUUGUCCAUGGUUGUUGGAUUCGCGGAUUUCCCAAUCUGUCGCUUCUCAGUUGGACUCAAGCAGGGACUACAGCAAAUGGGACAACUACGAUGAUCAAGAUGACCGAGCACAUGAUCUAUCUACAAAAGGAGUUCAGAAAGCGACAAAUCCGUUCCAUCGAGCCUGGUCAGAAUAUGGAAGACAUUUGGGACAAACAGAUCACCAAAUCUCUCACACCGGAGUCUGCCGAUGGGAUCGACAGUCUCACAGAUGAUGAUGCCAAUGUGUCACUUGAGACAGAUUCCCUUCACGUGAGGAGAGCUAUUUUGGAUAUAUUCUGGACGUCAAACGAACUUUGGAGCAAUAUAGUCGACAAAGAACAGUUCCUGGCUUCGAAGGUAGGCGGACAAGCCUCGGAGUACUAUUCUCCGUCGCUUGAGGACGCUAUGCUCGCAUGUGGCUCGCGGAACAGUACCUCAAGUGUUAUCCGUAAAGCUGGGAGAAUAUAUGUGAAUCGCGCCAAAGAAGGUCUCCUGACCCAAGUGGAAACACUCAGCAUUGCCGCCAUCCAAAAACUUCUCCUGGUGAGCAACUUCGAGGCUGGAGAUGGCUAUCAUCGGAUAGGAUGGACCUAUUGCGGAAUUGCGCUGCAGAUGCUUUUUGACCUUGGUAUCCACGAAGAUUGUUCAGUCCUGGUAGCGCAGGGGCACCUGACCAUCAGGGAGGCAGCCUGUAGGCGGAGGUUAUUACUCUCAGCAUUUCUUUAUGAUACGAUCUGGGCAUGGUUUAUGGGCCGUCCACGAAGCGUUCCGGUAUCGUCGGUCAUAUUGGCUCAUUCCAACCACAGUGAAGACCUGCAAUGCGACACAUCGGCACUAAUACUGGAUGCAUGGGUUGACCUAUGCAUCUUGAUGGCUGAAGCUGGGGAUAUCCUCAACUUGUCAGUGUCCCUUGAUGACCCUGUGGUCGAACGACUGUCACAGAUCUACACUAGUGUUGAUAGGCUCUUGGAUACCUUACCGGAUGAUCUGGCCUGGCACAGCUCGGAAAUGUCUCCGCUCCACCCCUCAGCUUAUGGCCUUCAUACCCAGAUAUCUGCCUUCAAGAUGCUGCUCCUUCGCCUUCCAACACGGAGCCGUCACCCAAUGAACUCUUUUGAUAUUAUCGAAAAGAACAGGGUGACAUUAAAGGGCUUCACGUCCGAAACUUCUGAUGCUGCGAUCUAUGAGAACGCUGUUCGCAUUGUGCGCCUGGUGCACCUCCUGAUUCAAGUUCACGGCAUCGAGCAGAUCGUUCCUACGAUAUUGGAUAAUAUCUAUAUUGCUGCCAUUAUUCUCAUUCAGCACAUCUCCAACGCUCAGCAGCUACGGACUCAGGAGUCUUUGAGCGCAAUUGAAAAUGACAAGAAUUUGCUUGAUAUUCUGUCGAAGACAUUAGCAGGAGCAGAGAAGCACUACCGAAUGACAGCUGUCCUCGGGAAGAAUCUGUGUUCAAUCGUACGGGGAAUGAAUCUAGCUGGUCUAUUCAGAUCGGACAAUGGCGACGAAGAAAAUGUUACCGACCAGUCAGCUAGUGCUGGUUCGGAGCUUGCUCCCGAUCAAACUCAGCAUCCUUCCGAUGUCGAAAAUCCUAUCCUUGCAUCCGAUGAUCAUUUUAUGAACUCUUCUGCGUUUGAAUUCACUCCGAAUUUGAUGACUGGCAUCGAACAAUACCAAGGUGCAACCACGGACGCGUUCCCGUGGCCCUUGAGUCCUGUGGUUUGA
This is a messenger RNA of Penicillium vulpinum, 2361 nucleotides long. RefSeq lists its product as uncharacterized. The record is from RefSeq and is a predicted model, not a curated record. Gene Ontology annotation, biological process: DNA-templated transcription. Gene Ontology annotation, molecular function: DNA binding; zinc ion binding. The coding region runs from base 1 to 2361 and encodes 786 amino acids. Lineage: Eukaryota; Fungi; Ascomycota; Eurotiomycetes; Eurotiales; Aspergillaceae. The transcript has 3 exons.